This is a messenger RNA of Suhomyces tanzawaensis NRRL Y-17324, 286 nucleotides long. RefSeq lists its product as uncharacterized. The annotation marks the transcript as partial. Lineage: Eukaryota; Fungi; Ascomycota; Pichiomycetes; Serinales; Debaryomycetaceae. The record is from RefSeq and is a predicted model, not a curated record. The transcript has a single exon.
CUGACGUCGAGAGGUUUCUAGAAAAUUUGUGCUAUUUCCAGUACGUGUGGGGUCAUGUGCCUGCAAGCCCAUCUGGUGAUUCCGCCUCCUCCCCACCUGUCCCGGCCCGCAUUCGCAAUUUUUGCCGUUCGGCUGGAAAAGUCUUCUCUUCCACCCUCGACCCUGAAGAUCAGCGAUGGGCCCUGCGCACCACGUCAACGCUCUGACAGCACCCCAGCGGGUCACGGGCCAUGAUCGAUGUCCAGUUCCACCGUAGCAUUGUCUCUAGCGGUCACCAGAUGUUCCC